This is a messenger RNA of Clarias gariepinus (North African catfish), 2999 nucleotides long. It is a transcript of the gene ube3a, whose product is annotated as ubiquitin protein ligase E3A. The transcript has 11 exons. Gene Ontology annotation, biological process: ubiquitin-dependent protein catabolic process; protein polyubiquitination. The coding region runs from base 210 to 2771 and encodes 853 amino acids. The record is from RefSeq and is a predicted model, not a curated record. Gene Ontology annotation, molecular function: ubiquitin protein ligase activity. NCBI's taxonomy places the organism in Eukaryota, Metazoa, Chordata, Actinopteri, Siluriformes, Clariidae.
GCUAAUCAAGAUGGCGGAGAAUAUUUUGUUCAGGGACUGGAGUUGAAGCGGCAGGAGCGGAAUUUGGAUUGCGCGAGAGAUUGUGAUGUUGAGCGGCAGGAUUUAUUCACCCCGAACAGAGCAUCUUCAGAAGAUUGUUUCCUGACCACGUUUUGUUCUCUCUAGAGUUCAGCGAAGGAGUCCAGCUUUGGAAACUUUAAGCAAGUCUAAUGAAGCGAGCGGCUGCAAAACAUCUAAUCGAGCGCUACUACCACCAGUUAACUGAGGGCUGUGGAAAUGAGGCCUGCACGAAUGAGGCUUGUGGCUCCUCCCCAGGUUUCCGGCGCAUGGAUAACAAUGCAGCGGCCAUCAAGGCCCUGGAGCUGUAUAAGAAUAACGCCAAACUGUGUGAUCCCCAUCCCUCCAAGAAAGGCGCCAGCUCGGCUUUUCCAGAGAACAGUGCCAAAGGAGCUCAUAACUUUUCAGCUUGCAGCAACGGAAAGAUGAACCACAAGGACCUGCCUCCCGCUAGGGAAGACUUUAGAGAUUUGAAUUACUUGACAGAAGAAAAGGUGUAUGAAAUUCUGGCUGUCUGCAGUGAGACAGAGGACUAUUCCCCUCUGAUUCGUGUUAUUGGGAGGGUCUUUUCAAAUGCUGAGAGCUUGGUGCAAAGCUUCCGCAAGGCCAAGCAGCACACCAAGGAGGAGCUGAAGUCACUGCAGGCCAAAGACGAGGACAAGGAUGAAGACGAGAAAGAAGCCGCCUCAGCUUGUGCCGCUGCUGCUAUGGAAGUGGACCCGGAUGCAUCAUCUUCAAGUGAAGGAGCGUCCAAUGACAACGUCCGGAAACCCGUGGAGGUGUCGGUGGACAUUGAGGCGGUGCGGAGAGUUUACGACAGGCUGCUCUCCAAUGAGAAGGUAGAGGCAGCCUUCCUGAACGCUCUGGUGUACCUAUCGCCCAACGUGGAGUGUGACCUUACCUACCACAACACCUAUGCCACCGAUCCCGACUACCUCAACGUAUUUAUCAUCGUGAUGGAGAACAGCAACCUGCACAGCCCUGAGUACCUGGAGAUGGCACUACCACAGUUCUGCAAGGCCAUGAGCAAGCUUCCUCUUCCUGCUCUAGCAAAACUGGCACGAUUGUGGGCGCAGCAUGGUGCUGAGCACAUCAGGCGUCUGCUUGAGACCUUUCAGCAGCUCAUCACAUACACCGUUAUCAGCAAUGAGUUCAACAGCGACAACCUUGUCAACGAGGAUGAUGGCGUAGUAGCAGCCACCAAGUGCCUGAAGGUGGUCUACUACGCCAAUGUCCUGGGGGGUGACCUAGACAUUGGGCACAGUGAAGACGAAGAUGAUGAGCCCAUAGCAGAAUCGAGUGAGCUCACGCUUCAAGAGCUGUUGGGUGAGGAGCGUCGCGCGAAGAAAGGCCCCCGCGUUGACCCUCUUGAAACAGAGCUUGGUGUGCGUGUCUCAGACUGCCGCACGCCACUUGUCCCUUUUGACGAGUUCAUCAACGAGCCUCUUAAUGACGUGCUGGAAAUGGACAAAGACUACACCUUCUUCAAGGUGGAGACGGAGAGCAAGUUUUCCUUCAUGAGCUGUCCGUUUAUACUGAACGCUGUCACCAAAAAUCUGGGCCUCUACUACGACAACCGUAUUCGCAUGUACAGCGAGCGCAGGAUCACGGCGCUCUACAGUCUGGUGCAAGGACAGCAGCUCAACCCCUAUCUGCGUCUCAAAGUGCGUAGAGACCACAUCAUCGACGACGCACUUGUCAGGCUUGAGAUGAUCGCCAUGGAAAACCCAGCCGAUCUGAAGAAACAGCUAUACGUAGAGUUUGAAGGAGAACAGGGUGUUGAUGAAGGAGGAGUUUCCAAAGAGUUCUUUCAGCUCGUAGUAGAGGAAAUCUUCAACCCUGAUAUAGGCAUGUUCACCUACGACGAAAGCACAAAGCUUUUUUGGUUUAACCCCUCUUCAUUUGAGAACGAAGGCCAGUUCACGUUGAUCGGGAUCGUUCUGGGCCUAGCCAUCUACAACAACUGUAUCCUGGACGUUCACUUCCCCAUGGUGGUGUACAGGAAGCUCAUGGGGAAGAAAGGAACUUUCCGAGACCUUGCAGAUUCUCAUCCGGUGCUUCAUCAGAGUCUGAAGGAACUGCUGGAGUAUGAAGGCAACGUGGAGGAGGAUAUGAUGAUCACCUUCCAGAUCUCGCAGACGGACCUGUUCGGAAACCCUCUCAUGUACGACUUGAGGGAAAACGGAGACAAAAUCCCGGUUACUAAUGAUAACAGGAAGGAAUUUGUAGAACUUUAUGCUGAGUACAUGCUGAACAAAAGUGUGGAGAAACAGUUCAAGGCCUUCAGAAGAGGCUUUCACAUGGUCACUAACGAGUCUCCGCUGAAGUAUCUGUUCCGGCCGGAGGAAAUAGAGCUGCUGAUAUGUGGCAGCAGAAAUCUCGACUUUCACGCGCUUGAAGAGACGACGGAAUACGACGGCGGUUACAACAAGGACUGUCGCAUUAUUAAGGACUUCUGGGAGACGGUGCACUCGUUCCCACAGGAGCAGAAGAGGCUGUUUCUGCAGUUCACCACGGGCACGGACAGGGCGCCGGUGGGAGGCCUGGGCAAACUAAAGAUGAUCAUCGCCAAAAACGGGCCCGACUCGGACAGAUUACCGACGUCUCACACCUGCUUUAAUGUGCUGCUCCUGCCUGAAUACUCCACCAUGGAGAAACUAAGAGAGAGACUCCUCAAAGCCAUCACUUACGCCAAAGGCUUUGGCAUGCUCUGAGGUGUGACGAGGAGAAGGGGUGGCGGGGCGGCGGCGGCAGCAGCAAAAUAAAAAUUAAACAAACAAAAACAAAAAAAAACAACAAAGAACUUUUUCACCCAUUCAUCAAAAGCGAAAUCGACUCCCAACACCAACAUCAAGUUUUCAGUGUAAGGAUGUGAAAUGGGCUGAAACGGGAAAGUUGUGGUGACCGAGUGCCUGUGCCUAACUAAAGUAGAUUAAACCACA